Nematolebias whitei (Rio pearlfish) is the source of this 2120-nucleotide messenger RNA. RefSeq names its product heparan-alpha-glucosaminide N-acetyltransferase (gene hgsnat). Bases 29 to 1966 code for a protein of 645 amino acids. The record is from RefSeq and is a predicted model, not a curated record. The transcript is spliced from 18 exons. NCBI's taxonomy places the organism in Eukaryota, Metazoa, Chordata, Actinopteri, Cyprinodontiformes, Rivulidae.
GGAAGUGUUUUUUUUUUUUGUUAUUAUUAUGGCAAAAAAGAAAGUAAAGGAAACAACAGCACAUAGAUCUUCAGUCAUCAGCGAGAAGCCAAAAAAGCAGAAAGCUAUGGCGCAUUUAGAGAGGAGUAAUAAUUAUUUAUUUGGAGCUGCUGUUGCUUUAGUAGUAGCUGUUUGCAUAGUCCCACUGACGGCUGAAGUUUCAACUCCUGACUUCAGUCAGUCUAAGCGCUCAGAUCUGAAGAUGGAUGAAGCGUUUCUGAGAGUCAACAAUGAGCUGGACAGUGAUGUCCUGGUGUCCUGGAAGUCAGAGUCCUGCUACAAGUGUUUGUACCAGAAGCUCGGAGUGGUACCAGCAGGGUCAGGCCCAGGUCAGCCCACUUCGGCCAACUUCACUGUCAGCACACAACAUGAAAUGACGCUGCAGGUCAAUAGUACUUCUGCCAUGGAGCUCUGCAAGGUUCAGUUCCACUUCGGGGAGCAUGGGAACUACUCUCUGUGGAUGAAGAGCCUGGCCAACUGCUCUGUCGUGACAGACGCAGAGCCUGUGAACAGCUACAUACCGAUCCUGGUGGCUUUUUGUAUCUUUGUUGUUCUGGCCUCUUUGUUUGUCUUGGGAACAAAAUUGUUAGAACUUGGUGCUGUGAGGCGUCUCGUCCUCAGAGUCAGCGGGUCCAUGGAAACUGAAAGACUCAUCAACUCCGAGCUGGGAUAUCCUCGGAUAGAGACGCCUGUUACUGACAACAUCCUGCUUCCUCCACCCAGCACCAGCAAGAGGCUUCGGUCUCUUGACACGUUUAGAGGUAUCUCUUUGGUUAUUAUGGUGUUUGUGAACUACGGAGGAGGACGAUACUGGUUCUUCAGACAUUCGAGCUGGAACGGUCUGACAGUUGCAGAUCUCGUCUUUCCUUGGUUUGUGUUCAUAAUGGGCACAUCCAUCACACUUUCUGUCAACUCCUUGCUGCGUGCAGGCUCGAGUCGUUGCUCUCUGCUCAGGAAAGUCAUGCGGAGAAGCGUCCUGCUCUUCCUCAUCGGCAUCUUCAUCAUCAACCCUAACUACUGCCAGGGACCACUAUCGUGGGACAACUUGCGGAUCCCCGGCGUGUUGCAGCGUCUCGCCUGGUCUUACUUGGUCGUAGCCAGUCUGGACGUGAUGGUGGCGAAAAGACAUCUCGACAUCCUCACAGCAGAGGCCUGGUGGGCUCCAGGACUUGAUGUCUUGCUGUACUGGCCAGCCUGGCUGUGUGUGCUCCUGCUGGAAACCCUGUGGCUCUGCCUCACCUUCAUUCUUCCUGUACCAGAUUGUCCUAUAGGGUAUCUGGGUCCAGGUGGGAUCGGGGACAUGGGACUCUUUGCUAACUGCACGGGUGGAGCUGCUGGUUUCCUUGACCGCUGGCUGCUGGGAGAAAAGCACCUUUAUCAGACUCCCUCAUCGCGGGUGAUUUAUGCAACGCUCAUGCCGUACGAUCCAGAAGGUGUUCUGGGGAGCAUCAACUCCGUUCUCAUGGCUUUUCUUGGAUUGCAGGCUGGAAAGAUAUUCUUGCACUACAGAGAUUUUCCUAGAAGUAUCAUUUCAAGGUUUCUCCUAUGGGGUUUCUUUCUGGGAGCCAUAUCAGCAGUUCUGACCAAAUGUUCCAGCGAUCAGGGUUUCAUUCCUGUUAACAAGAACCUGUGGUCGCUGUCCUACGUGACAACCUUGGCUUGUUUUGCCUUCGUGCUGUUGGUGCUGAUCUACUACACAGUCGAUGUGAAGAAGUGGUGGUCUGGGGCACCUUUCUACUACCCUGGCAUGAACUCCAUCCUGGUGUACACGGGCCAUGAAGUGUUCAGGGAGUACUUUCCUUUCCGCUGGCGCAUGGCCGACAGCCAGUCGCACACGGAGCACCUCACCCAGAACCUUGUAGCCACGUCCUGUUGGGUCCUCAUCUCCUACAUACUCUACAGAAAGAGGGUUUUCUGGAAAAUUUAAAGGACGAGGCGCCUAAAUGAUGCACAGCAAAUGCAGACAUUGUUUACCUCAGAGUUGCUGGAGAUGUGAUCUAAAAACACUUGGAAAGUUUGGAUUUUCCUUUCAAAAUGCACUUUUUUUCCCUUGUUUUUCUCCUUUAACAACCAGUCAUGUG